UGAACACGAAGACAAGGCCUUUCUGUCUGUGUCCAACCAUGUACGACAGCAAUUUGUGAACUUUUAUAUUCUAAAUUUCCUCCAUGCAGUGUAUUGAACGGCUGUGAUAAAAUAAUGAUAAAUAACUAACAAAUACUCCGUAUUCGACAACAGCACAUCACUUCCUUAAUUCCUCAAUCACAGGACCUGAAUUUGAAGUUCGGAUUCCAAAUAAUGAAUUUAGCCCUCUAAAAUGAGAAGGAAUACAAAAUUUAACAAACAAAUACAAAUAUACAAAUAUAUUAUACUCCCUCCGACCUCCGUCCCUCAAUACUUUGUCAUGGUUGACCGACACGAGAACUAAUAAAGUAAAAAUUGUGUGGUUGAGAUAUGUGCAGAGGAGAGAAAAAUAACAACCACAAAUUCAUUGAUUAAAGGGAAAAGGUGCAAAUAGGCCCAUGUACUAACAAAAAAAGGUCAAAUAAGACCUUAUUUAGGAGGCUCUGUCCGGCCUUCGCCAUUUGGAGUGGUUCCCGGUGGAAUUUUUUGAUGAAAUUUUUUGAGCAUCUUAUUCAUUAAGUCUAGUUUACUCAUACCAAAUUUCAGCUAAAACUUCAAUCCGGAAGGCAUUCAAAUGAAUUCUUGAAAAUAACUGCGUAGUUAGAAGCGCAGUUAUCUUCAAGAAUUCAUUUGAAUGCCUUCCCGAUUGAAGUUUUAGCUGAAAUUUGGUAUGAGCAAACUAGACUUGAUGAAUACGGUGCUCAAAAAAUUUCAUCAAAAAAUUCCACCGGGAACCACCCCAAAUGACGACGGCCGGACAGAACUUCCUAAAUAAGGGCUUAUUUGACCUUUUUUGGUUAGUACAUUGGCCUAUUUGCACAUUUUCCCUUGAUUAAAAGGCCCAUCUAGUGACCAUCUGAUUAUUAUGGUGACAAUGGAGAAAGAGAUGAGGGCUAGGCAUAGAGCUAAUAUCAAAUUUGGAAAUAUCUGGCUGAAAGAAGCUAAGAGAGAAUGUAGAGAUCUUAUUAUUCGAUCCCGGUGGAGUUCUGAGAACUUAUCCAUUUGGCAGAGAUUGGAGAUGUGUGGACAUGAUUUAAGUGUGUGGAGAAAAUAUAGAUCCUUGGGCUUUCAUAGCAGCAUUGAGGUUUGCAAUGCUAGAUUAAAUCAACUCUGGAGUGAGGGAAACAAUUCUGACAUAGGCAAGUGCAUGCGGACGAAGGCCACUUUACUUGAUCUAUUACAUAGACAAAAUAAAUUUUGCCAGCAAAGAGAAAAAGAGUUCUAGCUCAAAGAAGGGGACAAGAAUUCUAGGUUAUCCCAAAAUGCAGUGAAAUAGCGUCGAAGGAAAAAUUAUAUAAAAAACCUGAAACGGGGUAAUAGGGAAUGAAAGGUGAACAUAGAGAGAAUGAGCACUAUAAUUGAAUUCCAUUUUACGGAGAUCUUCUCAUCGAAUGAUGUAUGCAUCGAUCAUCUUGAAUUGUUUGGAGUCGAUCAUCGAAUGAGCACUACUGGGAUAUUUUGGGUGGUGAUAUUGUGGCUUUCGAUGGGGAUUUUCCCUAGGGAGAGGGCCUCAAUUCGCCAUUUGUAACCGGGGCCUCCAAAUUCAUUAGACGGCCCUGGUUGGGCCUAUAAUGCUAUCUGAAGAAUGCCA
Messenger RNA from Cuscuta epithymum, 1630 nucleotides. The record is from the annotation of a GenBank genome assembly. NCBI's taxonomy places the organism in Eukaryota, Viridiplantae, Streptophyta, Magnoliopsida, Solanales, Convolvulaceae.